This is a messenger RNA of Myxocyprinus asiaticus (Chinese sucker), 1909 nucleotides long. RefSeq names its product SH2 domain containing 1A duplicate b (gene sh2d1ab). The transcript is spliced from 3 exons. Bases 31 to 387 code for a protein of 118 amino acids. The record is from RefSeq and is a predicted model, not a curated record. NCBI's taxonomy places the organism in Eukaryota, Metazoa, Chordata, Actinopteri, Cypriniformes, Catostomidae.
GGUUGUCUUAGAAACAAUGCAUGCAGCACAAUGGAAUCACUUUCUGUUUAUCACGGGGCCAUCAGCCGAGACAUGUGUGAGAGGCGCUUGUGUGAAGUGGGUAAAGACGGGAGCUAUUUAAUUCGUGACAGUGAGAGCGUGCCGGGAGCGUACUGCCUCUGCGUUCUAUGUAAAAGUUUUGUCUACACAUACAGACUUCAGCAGGACACAGCAGGCUCCUGGGCAGCAGAGACUGCACCUGGUCAGAAUAAACGUUCAUUCCGGAAAGUCAAGAAUUUGAUAAGUGCAUUUGAGAAACCGGACCAGGGCAUCGCUGUUCCCCUCCUCUACCCUGUAAUGGUCCAGAACUACGUCCAUGGGGACUCAUCACCUGUGGAAGAUAGAUAAAAAACAGUUACUGUGAAUUUAACAAAACAAAUGUAAUAUUGAAUAAAAGGUGAUAGAUGUAGCUGUUCAUGUUAUCUUUAAAUUCAUAAAAGAUUUUAAAUGAUAAUGCAGGUGUAACAAAAAUACUCUACAUAAAAAUUUAGAAUAAACCUUAUUAAUCAGAUCUUAGUCAAAAUUCAAAACCAUAAUUUCUGAUACUACAGAGAACUUUACAGCUGUGAUGGGGACUGAACUAUUAAUCUAAAUUCUAAAUCUAUGUGAUUAUUUUGGUUAUUACUAUUAAUAAAGCGCUAUAUUAUUUAAUUCCUGUUACAGUAAGACUGUAAUUCAUACAAUUUGAAUAAAAUUUGAGUAAAUGUUUGUAGUAUCAGUUUUAUUGUCUUAUAUGUUUUUAAUCAAAUUAUGAAUUUGUAUAUAUAUAUAUAUAUAUAUAUAUAUAUAUAUAUAUAUAUAUAUAUAUAAUAACACAUGAUGUUACUUUUUCCAAGACAUUUUGUUACAUGUGUUUUUUAGUUGAAUGUUAUGUCACAGUCUGGCCAUGACUGUGCCCUCUUCCCUCUUUCUGUGUGUCAUGUCUGUGUUUCAUUUGGAAGGCUGCAUGCUAGGUAGGACGCGUCCUUCGAAGGCCGUCUCGUUUAAACAAGUCUUGUUUAAAUGAGACAGCCUUCGUAGGACAAACGGAAACGGAAUGUAACAUGGUUGCUAUGACAGCACGCUACUCUUUAACAAGUGCCAGUGUUUUGAGUGAGAAUUUAACAAAUUCCCUUUGGAAGGGAAUGUAUGAGGUCAAAUUUAGGAGAGUUAUAAUGAUGUAAAUUGAAAAGAAAAUAGAUUUUACAGGUGUACUUUUAGUCUAAUACUUUAAUAUAAUUAUACAUAUUAUAUACUUUGCACCCAUCUACUGAGGUACUUAAACUUGGGAAUUAACAUUACUUGCAUUUGAACAUCAUAUUUAAUUUUUUUUAGACAUUUCUGUUGAAGCAUAUAAUUGUGGGUUGUGAGUGCCCACAAAGGAUACACCUCAUGCAUCCUCCGAAUUCCUGUGAAAGAAGGUCGCAUUUGAAGGAUGCAUUCAAAGUGUCCUACUGGCUUUUCUGAAACGAGACAGCCUCGAUGACGUAUGCGGCCAACAAAUGCGACCUCCGGAGGAUGCAGCCUUCCAAAUGAGACACAGACUGUGUGUGUCAUGUCUGUGUGUGCUGGUGUUUUCCCUCAUGUGUUUCAGGUGCCGCUGGUGGGCGAUUGCCAUUUCCAUGGGAACGGUGAUUGCUCAGCUCAUCAGUGGACAGACGGCACCUGUCCCUCAUUAUGUACCUCCUUAUUUAAAUCCCCCUCAUGUUUCUUUUCCUUUGCUGAAUUCUUUUGUUUGUUUAUAAGUGUAUCAGAUGGUCUGUAUUCGGUUGGUAAGGCUUUAAUAGCCCUCAGUCGGUUCCAGAGUACUAGUUAGAUACUAGUUCUGUUUUGGUUUUGGUUUUUCUCCAUUGUGAGUUUUUGUUUGUAUUUUUGCCUUUGUUAAAUAAAG